GUAGAAAGGAAAGUGUUGUGGCUGCAGUCACCACCUCGCAAAACCCGUUCCACCCCAUUUCCCCGCUGUGUUCCCAAUUGGGAAGGUUUCGUUUGCGGCUGGUGCUACUGCUGAUGCAACGGGGAAGGGAACAGCAUCUCAUCCGCCCUGGGAGGAGAAUCUGUGUCAUACCGAACCGACCGUGUGUGUGUGUGUGUGUGUUGGCUCUCCUCGCGAGUGUAAUUAUACAUCGUCCACGAAGCAGGCGUGAAGUACAAAUGUCAAAACCCCACCUCUAGUGUCGUGAAAGGAUUGAGAAGAGCGGGCAAUCGCAAAGCAGGCAAUCCCGACAAGUGUACACAGCAAGGAGGGGUGAGCAAUUUGGAACGAGCAGAGCAAUAAUAUUCUUGCACAUAAUUUCUCUUAUUUUGGGGCUGGUUGGCAGCAGCGACCGUCAAUCCACCCGCCAGUAGUGUAGUAGUAAGGCUCUGUCUGCUCGGAGCGAAGGAAAUCGCGCGCAACCGGCAGCACCCUUUCGGCAAACGGUGGCACUGUGGCUGUGUGUAUGAGUGUGUCUGGCUGGAAGUGUACUCAACCCCCCCGAGUUCGCCCCCUAAUCAUAGGGUUUUGGGUGGCGCCGGUAUUGCGCCGAGACGACAGCACCCGACCCUACAAUCCUCCCGUGAACCGAAUUGAAGUCGUGCUGCUUUCAGUUGAGUCAGAAAGGGGAAACCCCCACGGAGGCUAGCAGGCCUGUCUACCAGAGCAAGGCUUGAACGGGAUAGAGUGUUCGUGUUCGGAAAAGUGCACCCAGCCGCGAAAGAAAACACACCAUCGAUUGCAGAACCGGUGGGACGGAGGCAGCCGCCGAACGAGCGCAGUAGAACGGAACGAAGCGACCGAAGUGCAGCGGCCAAUUUUCCCUGCGUUCGCAAUAGAAAAAAAAACCGCGUAUGCAAAAGGUGUGCAAGAGAGCACCGUCAAGCACAAAUCAAUCAAAGUGUGCCGAUGCAGGCUUUUUUCCUCCGCAAGUGUGUGUGUGUGUGUGUGGUGUAGUGUGUUAAGUGGCACUAUUACGUUCCGGUAACUUCUCAGCUGUUCCUUUCAGGUGCAAGGGAAAAGAAGUGUAGCGCUGUAUAGAGAAACUGUACGCAGAGAAAAGCUAGUGUAAAAGGGGGGAAAAGCAAAACCGCUACCGACAUCGAAGCACCCGCUGGAUUGUGAAAACAAGCACACACCCACCAUCCCACAUCCGCCGAGCGUACCCCCCUCCGGGGAGCAUCCGAGUGAGUGUGUCGCCGGCCCGACAAACCUUCCUUUGGCUCGCGUGAGGUUCAGCCGGUGCUCCAGGGGGAAGGUUGACAAAGUUCAAUUGGCCACUGAAACAUAGCCGUGUACGACGGACGUCGUGUCCGUCUGGCCGAUUGACGUAUGUGUGCGUGUGUGUGUGUUUAGCACACGACACACGGCAGGGUCUUAUGAAUGUUAUGGGUGCCUUUUAGUGGAACAGCAGCAGCAGCAACAGCAGCAAAAAUAGUGCAACAUCAACUGUGCGCCGGUUGCGGUGCGUGUGUGUUAGCGUGGUUUAUUCGAGCUUCCGGCAAUAGUUGAGCCAGCCAUCAUACUCCCCUCGCCCCCCUGGGGAACCACGGUGUCGUUGAGCGGGUGCCAUUUUUAAAUCAAGUACUGUAAAUCCAUGGUUGCGUACAGUUAAAACAUGUUGCUCUCUCAUGACUACAACAGUAGGCGCUCCUCGAUAGCAUCCACACAGUCGCGCAACAUCCGUGUCACGGUGCUGAAAAACAUGUUCAAAAAGAUUGCCCUCACGAGGUCCGCCCUCAAGAAGGCGAUCGUGGUAGUGUCCGUCUGUGCGCUGGCAAGCUUCCUGCUGCUGCUGUACUGGAAUGACAGUUCCGAGUCGACCAAACCCUCCAGCACGAUGGCGAUGGGCAUCUACAACACGCACAUCGUCGAUGGCAGCCUGGACGGCGGUCCGAUGAGCGCUGGCGAUAGCGUCCGGGACAGUGCCAUCCCCGUAAAUCCCAUCGAGCGGCUGUGGACGUACCGGUGUGUCAACAAUCGGUGCGUGCGGCACCAUUUCGUGGAUGGGGUGGAGGAGGACUUUGACACGAACAACGCGCACCAGCAGCCGCAGCAGCACGGAGGACAAGCGCCAGCCGGUGCCGGGAGCGCAAACACGGGCAGCAGCAGCUCACCCGGCAAGCGUAUCCCCUACCUAACCUGUACAAUGACCUGUGGGCCGAUCAAUAUUUGGCCGCAGCCGACCGGUGCCACCACGAUCGGUAGCAAAACGUCCCGCUUUCGGCUGUCGGACAUGCACGUGAAAAUCGUGACCAAGUUCGAGCCGGUCGAUAAGCUGCUGCACGACGCGUACGAUGUGCUGCGGGCCGAGGUUCGUGCCGCGAUGGUUACGCACGGCGCGACGCUGGAAGAGAUCGAGGGUGCGGUACCGGCGGCGUCCGUCCCGGCUGGGGUGCAGCAGCUGCCCCGGGCGGAGGAACGGUCGCUCGCUACGGAGGUGAACGAUGCGGCCACGGUUGGGAGAAGUGCCGGAGGGUCGGAAACGUCCGGCGUGGGGAAGAUUCACUUCUUCAAGCUGGUCAGCGACAAGCGGUACGAUGUGGACGCGUUCGAGGUGAACGUGCACGUGGAGAAGUCGGGCGAUACGCACCUGACGCUGCACACGGACGAGAGCUACAACAUGACGGUGACGCACUCUGCACGUGUGUUGAUCGUAAAAAUAACUGCCAACACGUUCUUUGGCGCAAAGCAUGGACUUACCACGCUGCAGCAGCUGAUCUGGUUCGAUGACGAGGAGCGUACGCUGAAGGUCCUCAACAAGGCGUCCAUUGAAGAUGUGCCAAAAUUUAACUACCGUGGCCUUAUGCUCGAUACCUCCCGGCACUACUUUACGGUGGACGCGAUCAAGCGCACCAUCAUCGGCAUGUCCCACUCGAAGCUGAACCGGUUCCACUGGCACAUCACGGACUCGCAGAGCUUCCCGUUCGUUUCGCGCCACUAUCCGCAGCUCGCCCGGUACGGUGCCUACUCCGAGCGUGAGGUGUACACCACGGACGACGUCCGGGAGCUGACCGCGUUUGCGAAGGUUCGCGGCAUCCAGAUCAUACCGGAGAUCGAUGCACCGGCCCACGCUGGCAAUGGGUGGGACUGGGGUCCCAAGCACGGGCUCGGGGAGCUGAGCCUGUGCAUUAACCAGCAGCCGUGGAGCAACUACUGCGGCGAGCCACCGUGCGGACAGCUCAACCCGAAAAACAACAACACCUAUCUGAUCCUGCAGAAGCUGUACGAGGAGCUGCUGGAGAUUGUCGGCCCACUGGACUACUUCCACAUCGGCGGGGACGAGGUGAACCUGGAGUGCUGGCAGCAGCACUUUAACGACUCGGACAUGCGCACACUGUGGUGCGACUUUAUGCUGCAGGCGUACCAUCGGCUGCAGCUCGCCAGUGGACAGAACGCGACGGCACCGCGCCUGGUCGGCGUGUGGUCGAGCGGGCUUACCAGUGCGCCGUGCCUGUCGAAGAACACGUUCGCGGUGCAGGUGUGGGGCGGCAGCAAGUGGCCGGAAAACUUCCAGCUCAUCAACAGCGGCUACAGUCUGGUGAUAUCGCACGUGGACGCGUGGUAUCUGGACUGUGGGUUCGGCAGCUGGCGGUCGACGGGCGAUGGGGCCUGCUCGCCGUACCGCAACUGGCAGACGGUGUACAAGCACCGGCCGUGGGAGGAGAUGAAGCUGACCACGCUGCAGAUGCGCCAGAUUUUGGGCGGCGAGGCGUGCAUGUGGACGGAGCAGGUGGACGAGUCGAUACUGGACGCGCGGCUGUGGCCGCGCGCAUCCGCCCUGGCCGAGCGGCUGUGGACCGACCCGACCGAGGAGCGGUACAGCGAGUCGGUGCCGCUCGAGGUGUACAAUCGGAUGUCGGUGUUCCGGAACCAUCUGCUCGAGCUGGGCCUGCGGGCGGAACCGAUCUUCCCGAAGUACUGUGCGCAGAACCAGGACGAGUGUGUAUGAUAUUACGCCAACCCGUUCUACUAGAUUUUGUGAUGUUUCGCUAGAGGAGGGGGGGCACUGUGUGGUUGUGAUAGUUUGACAAAAAAAAAGAGGGCGCUUUGACCGAUGUGCUACAUGCAAUUGUACACGAGAGAGCGAAGCCUGGGCAAGCGAGAGUAGGGCACAUAUAUUUAGAAAACGCUUGAAACUCAUGAUAUUACUAUGACCAACAAUCAUGUAGCAGCAGGAAUGGCGGGAGGAGGGAGGAAGCAUGAGAUGAGAAUAGAAUUUUUGUUUGUUGUUAGAUAUUUAUGGCACGGCGCAGCAGUGUGAUGCACAGUUGAACCUGUAGAACCGGGGAGCUGCGCAAAGAAAAAAAAAAGGCGCAAAAGGUUUAAAACAAAACAAAAAAGGACACACGGUUGUACAUAGUUUGUAAAUGAUUGACGUAGUGUUACGGUAGCUACUUAUUCGGAGGUUUCAGCGUAGCGCUAGUAAAACGAGAAACAUUGUAACCUGCACACCUACCGUAGCGUUUAAUGAUCAUGAUAAUAGUACACACGACACCUAGCUGAACGGAAGGAGACAUUUAUGGUUUAAUAUGGUUUCUUACCAAGUUUAGUAUAGUCUAUGAAGAAUUAGUAACAAACAAAAAACAAACAUUUUGCGCUUAGAAACUUACAAAAAAAACGUGCACACUCACACGGCAACGGAACCAGUAACACGGAAGGUUGUAACUUCUCUAGCAGCAGACGAGUCUAGCAGAUAGGCAAAACACGGACCCUUUCUGUAGAGGAGUAUUUAUAUUUAAUUUCCCACGUACCCUUAGAUACAAUUCUUUUUUUUUUCUCCAUUCACCAUACCUCAAAAUGGGAAAAUUCUGAAAGGGAUUUGCACGGCAAACAGAACGUCACGUGACGCAUGGUAGAUGAUAGGUGAAUUGUAUUGGUUCACGCGUACUUAAACGAGACCCGUGUGCAUUGCGGCGUUUGUGUUUUCUAUGCUUUACUGUGUGUACAAAUUUUCUACAAAUUCGUGCAUUAUUUUCCAAAUUGUUAGAAUUGUUGGCGAUAUGAUGAUGAUGGUUGAAAUUGUGGCACAGCUUGCAGGUCACGCGCAUGUUUCCUGGAUAAUUAGUCAAAAAGGAUACGGUAACGCUGCUUCGAAAUGAGCUUUACUGUGCGCGUGAAAGUGUGUGGAGCAUGUGCAAAUAGAAAAGGUGAAGUUAUUUCAUGAAAACCCUCCCGAUAUACCUGUAGACGAUUUCGCUAGCGUACGUAAGUGUUUAAGUAUUUCCUUUAUUUUUUUGUGUCGCGUCCCGUUCGUACACUUGUGCGCGUGGUUUGAGAUUUGCGCAAGCGGUUAGCUGUAUCUGUUUCGUGUUAUUAUGUUUGUUGUUAACUAUUGCUUUAAUUUAGCAGAACAGAAAGCAUACAGUGAAGUGGUUUUCCUUUGCGUGGCAUUUCGGUUUUGUCAAAUUGUAAUAACAAUAUUUAACAAAAUCCAACAGACACACAGUCGUAACACUUCUUUCCCACUAAACUAAGUGCACUGUAGGUUUAAGCGUAACGUAGCGGCGUAAGUUAGGUAAACAACUAUCUAAAAAGGAAAGCAGCACUUGCAGGACGGAACACUUGUUGUUGUCAUUGUCAAACGACCAAAAUGCCUGAUUGUGAGAAAAAAAAACGUGGAAACGAGAAAUUAGGAAAAGCAAACAAUAUAGUAUGUAUAGGAACAGGAACACUUUUCUUUAAGAGAUUACUGUGCAAAAGUUUGAUUUAAAACAGUUAGAUACAUUUUUCUUAAAUCAACUAGUAGCACACAGACGAGCCUUAAAGCGUCAUCAUGUUGAUUAGAUUAAUUGAUUUACUACAAAACAGAGCGUGAAAGUGACAGAAGAGCCAUAAAUGAUUGCGGAUAUUAAACGCUGAACGAGCAAUACACUCACAGCAUGAAGAAGGGGGAAAGUUUCGGUUGGAUUUAAUUGUGUAGCUGAACUUUAAAUGGAAAUGUAUACCAAUAUGUAUCACACGUUCGCGAACGUUUUUGGAAAUGAACAAACUUGUAACAGCAAGCAAGCAAGAGAGACAAAGUGGGGAGGAAAAAACACUAAGCUAAGCCGUUUGCCUUUUGCUGUAAUUGCAUAUUGUUAAGAACUGGAAAACAAAAUUCGUGCAUGUGUCACGUGUUCCGUUGGACCCUGUUUCUGAUUUCAUGCUUGUUUGUUGCAUUUUGGUUGGUUGUUAGUGCAGUGAAAUGAAAAGUACAAGCGAGAGGAGGGGGGAAGAAGCGGGCGGAAAACUGAGCUUUGCGUCGAUAGUGUGAGGAUAAGUUAUUUACAUGUUUUCUUGAGAUUCGAUCGUAGCGGGCUCUCUCUCUCUCGCUCUCUCUGUCUAUCAGUUCCGAUUCUUUUUUAAGUGGUAGUGUAAUAAAAUGAAAACGAAUCAUAACUAAA
Messenger RNA from Anopheles merus, 6464 nucleotides. Its product is annotated as probable beta-hexosaminidase fdl. Gene Ontology annotation, molecular function: beta-N-acetylhexosaminidase activity. The transcript is spliced from 8 exons. NCBI's taxonomy places the organism in Eukaryota, Metazoa, Arthropoda, Insecta, Diptera, Culicidae. The coding region runs from base 1697 to 4030 and encodes 777 amino acids. Gene Ontology annotation, cellular component: membrane. Gene Ontology annotation, biological process: ganglioside catabolic process; glycosaminoglycan metabolic process; carbohydrate metabolic process. The record is from RefSeq and is a predicted model, not a curated record.